UCCUCGCGGAACUGGCAAUUUUGCGAGGCGCAGGCGCAUUCCGAAGCUUUUCUCGAGUCGGAAUCCCAGAAAGUGUCGCGAAAAGCAGCGAAAAGGAAGGAGAGGAGAAGAGACGGCGCGGGCUUACACGACAGAGAAAGAGAACAGACGGUUGCGGCCAGUUGCGGCGGAGAGCGUGGUACCUUUGCGUGCCGCUCGAGGAAGGUUCGGCCGUGUCUUCCCGUUGUAACCUGUCACCCACGAUCAAGGAAGUCGAGGUCGACACACAGCCAGCCCGAGCUAACACCACCGACAGAGUCCUCGCGCAGACCAACAAAAUGUCCAAGUCCGAACAAGUCUUGAUGAUCGAGCCGCCGAGCGAGCUCAGAUUCAGAGGCCCAUUCACAGGAAAUUCGGUUAUGUCGUACUUAAAGCUGACGAACCCAACAGAUCGCAAAGUAUAUUUUAAAAUAAAGACAACUGCACCAAAGAAGUAUUGCGUCAGACCUAACUCUGGAUGUCUUUUACCGAAGGAGGUUACUGAAAUUGCAGUUUGUCUACAAGCGCAAGAAUUUGAACCUUCGGAUAAAAACAAGCACAAGUUUAUGGUCCAGACAUUAAUAGCUCCAGAAGGUGAUACGGAUGAUAAUGUAUACGACUCUGUGUGGAAAUCAGCAAAGCCGAACCAACUAAUGGACUCUAAGCUGAAGUGUGUGUUUGAAAAUCCCGUGGACCCUACCAACACAACCGAACACACCACGAAUGCAAGCGUCACGCAAUCUGGUGCCAAUGCUGCCAACGGCAAGAACAAGGGAACCGGGGAUUCGGUCAAGUCUUCUCCAAAGCCGGCACCGGAGGUCAGCAAGGAACUCGAGAAAGCAGCCUUGGUCGUUCAGCAAUUGAGAAUCGAAGAAAGCAACCUGAGGCAAGAAAAUAUCCAGUUAAAGGAGGAGCUGUUAAAGCUGGGCAGCGCAAACCUGGAGACGGCUACGAGGGAUCAUCAACUGACGAGCCUGAUCUCGCACAGUGGCGGCCUCGCCUUCGAUUCGCCGACGUUCACAGUGGCAGCGGCGGUCGCCAUUUUGGUACUCGGCUACCUCUUGGGGAAACUAAUCUGAGCAGCUUCUAUUCUGCGCGAUACCACGUGGCGUCAACCCCCCCUCCUCCCCUCCCCCCCACCCACGCUCUCUGUCUCUAUCUGUCUCUCCCGCUCCUCCCCGUUCCCCGUCACCCUAUCUCUCUCUGUCUCCACGAUUUCGCAGCCCGUCUCUUCCCCGCGAACGCGACCGCCAUUAACUACGAUCGGAAGGAAAAGAUCGACUAGCGAGCACGAAACGAGGAGAACGCAACACGGAAUAGGGGAGGCCACUUCGUUAGUCCGGUUAACCGCCAUUGUUCACGAAUAAGCGUUAGUGUCGAUUUCUAUGCUAGUGGUCCGCAUGAAAAAAGCGAAACGUGCAAAAAGAUUAUUAACACGGAGACGUGUCUCCUAGUCCGGGGUCGCCGUCUUUAAGGCUAUGAGAAAGUGGCGUUGAAGAGAUCUCGUUUGUGAAAACUUUGGACCGAAUCGAUGUAAACUUUAGAAUAUCAAUAUGGCGGGUAUAAGGAGGAUCCUGAAACUCAAGAAAGGCGUGGAAUUUCAAAUGUAAAAAAAUUUGUUUCGUAGUCAUUUUUAAAAUUUCUUGUAAAAUAUGAAAUUUCAUGGAUGCCAGGGCCUUCCUUAUGGUCUCUACAUUCACGUUGCAGAGUUUCAACGAUUCGGUGCAUCCAGUUCGCAGUGAAGUCUCGUGAACGAUUAAUAUCUCCGAUGCCACUUUCAUGUCCCCUUAACUAAGCUCUCCUGUAAGGCCACGGGAGUUGCCACUAUUCGGAGUUCUAACGUAAAAAAAGUAUAUAUAUAUAUAUAUGUGUAUAAAUAUAUAAAUAUGUGUAUGAUAUUUGCCAAGCGAACACAGAGCAUCACCAAGGGUGUCGCUCGUCCACGUGUUUCUCUCUUUUUUUUGUUUUUUAUCUCGAUAUCUUCCGGUUUCGCCGACCUUGCUUUGGCCCGGACGAGGCCUCCGAUUCGUCCUCCAGAGAUUUUGUUGCUCGUUCUCUCCCUUUCUCUCUCUUAUCUCUUUUUAUCUAUCGCUUCGUGACGUUUCCCCCGUCCACGAAGCAAGCACAGACUCAUGGAGGGAUAUCUAUCUUUGUCGUGCGCGAGGGGCAACAAAAGGGCCGAGAAUUUGCAGUCACCUUUUCUUUUCCUCUGUAUCCCUGGUACCAUGUCGCCACUAGAUAAGUAAAUUAUUGAAUGUCAAUAAAAGCUAUACACAUGUA
Molecule: messenger RNA, 2298 nt
Organism: Orussus abietinus
Lineage: Eukaryota; Metazoa; Arthropoda; Insecta; Hymenoptera; Orussidae
Gene: Vap33
Product: vesicle-associated membrane protein-associated protein B
Exons: 6
Coding region: 318-1097 (259 amino acids)
Biological process (GO): endoplasmic reticulum membrane organization
Cellular component (GO): endoplasmic reticulum membrane; plasma membrane
Molecular function (GO): FFAT motif binding
Source: RefSeq, a predicted model, not a curated record